Molecule: messenger RNA, 820 nt
Organism: Conger conger (European conger)
Lineage: Eukaryota; Metazoa; Chordata; Actinopteri; Anguilliformes; Congridae
Product: small ribosomal subunit protein uS12m-like
Exons: 4
Coding region: 177-611 (144 amino acids)
Biological process (GO): translation
Cellular component (GO): small ribosomal subunit; ribosome
Molecular function (GO): structural constituent of ribosome
Source: RefSeq, a predicted model, not a curated record
ACUUGAAGGCUCGAACAAUAACGUCAUCAAUCAGCGCCAGUAGAAUAAUGAGCCGCAAAUGUACUUUUAAGUCAGCCCUUUCUUGAUUACAUUUAUUUCUAAUAUAAAUAUAGCAACGCCAAGGAACAAAUAACGAAGUCAAGGGCUUUUGGUGCGUUUAUAGCUGACCGGAAGCGAUGGCUUUCCUCGGGAAUCUGAGACCGUUGAUGUCAUCUCUCACGAACGUGUCCCAGUGUCUCUCGUCCCUUUGGGCCCGGCCCCCCCUCUCCAGAACCAUGGCGACGCUGAACCAGAUGCACCGGAAGGGCAAGCCCCCCGCGCCCCCCCGCCAGCCAGGGGCCACUGGGGGCCGGCCCCAGCUGAAGGGCGUGGUCCUGAAGACCCUGAUCCGCAAGCCCAAGAAGCCCAACUCGGCCAAUCGCAAGUGCGCCCGCGUGCGGCUGUCGGACGGCCGGGAGGCGGUGUGCUUCAUCCCUGGGGAGGGACACAGCCUGCAGGAGCACAACGUGGUGCUGGUGCAGGGCGGCCGCACACAGGACCUGCCGGGGCUCAAGCUCACUGUGGUGCGCGGCAAGUACGACUGCGCUCACGUGGUGAAGAAGAAACAGUGACCCUGGGGCCAGCUCCGCGCACGGUGCGUCAGUCAGUCCCUCACGGUGCGUCAGUCCCUCCUGCUCCCUGCGGUCCAUCAGUACCUCCUGCUCCGUGCUGCACUUCCUGAACAACUCUCUGCUAACUUUCUGUGUGUGCCCGGGCACAGUGGACCUUGCCAUUGAACCUUAUGUGGAGUGAUGUAUUUAAUAAAAAAUGAUUUUCCUUU